AUGGCUUCCUCCUUUGACACUGCUGAAGUGGCAUCAGCUCCUGCUGACACCACGCCUGCCAACGGUGUUGAGCCAAGUGCUGGCCCGCCCAAGAACGAGGAAGCAAUCAAACUCGCUCGCGAAUCUGGCUGGGUGGAGCCGAAAGCAAACAACUACACCUCCCGUGCCCCUACCACCAUUCUCAGCAGCAACCAGACUCAGUUGGAAGCUGUGCCCGAAGAUGAAGCUGGAGCUGGCGCUGAUGAGAUUGCCGUCAGCAACCACGCAACCAGCAACUGGUCUCACGAUGCAGCCAAAUACGAAUGGAAGGAGGAGUAUGGUGAUGUCGGUCCACGAGACGAAAGACUUGAGAAGGAUCUCUUCCGCGGCGAACACAUUAAUCGCGCUGGCAUCAAAUUCGACAACCUCACCACUGUGAAAGUCACAGUGGAAUCUGAGGCGCGUGUCAGUCCGGUCUCUAGCUUCAAGGACGCUGGCUUGCAUCCGGUCAUCUUGGAAAACAUUGAGCUCUGUGGAUACCGUCACACAACCCCCAUUCAGGCAUACACUCUUCCUGCGGUCUUGACAGGCCAUGAUAUGAUCGGUAUUGCCCAGACCGGCUCUGGCAAAACUGCAGCUUUUCUGAUCCCGACCAUCUCCAAGUUGAUGGGUAAGGUGAAGAAAUUGGCUGCACCCAGACCCAAUAUCGGGCUGGGGUUUGAUGUGUCCAGGGAUCGGGUUCGCGCCGAACCCCUUAUUCUUAUCGUUGCCCCAACCCGCGAGUUAUGCUGCCAAAUCUUCGAUGAGGCGCGUCGACUUUGCUAUCGCUCGAUGCUUCGUCCUUGUGUCGCGUAUGGCGGUGCUCCGAUCCGAGAUCAGGCCGCUCAACUUCAACGUGGUUGCGAUCUGCUGGUUGCAUCCCCGGGCCGUCUUCUUGACUUCAUGAGUCGCCCUGAGCUCUUGUCAUUGGCCCGCGUCCGAUACACGAUCAUUGACGAGGCUGAUGAGAUGCUCCAUGAUGACUGGGGUGUGGAGAUGUCGAAGAUCAUGGGCGGUGGCGAUGCAAAUACUGAUGGUGAUCAUCGUUAUCUCCUCUUCAGCGCGACUUUCCCCAAACGUGUGCGCAAACUUGCGGCCAAGUAUCUUGCGUCUGAUUAUGUCCAUGUCAGUGUCGGCAGAACCGGAAGCGUUCAUGUCAACGUACAGCAGCAGAUUCUAUGGUGUGACAAAGAUAAGAAGAUGACAGCUCUUUAUGACCUGUUGAUUUCGAUGCCGCCCUCGCGCACUUUGAUCUUUGUCAAGUACAAGAAGACAGCGGACUUUGUCGAUGACCAUCUCUUCAACUUGGGUCUCCCAUCGACCUCGAUCCACUCUGAUCGAACUCAGAGCGAACGAGAGGAUGCCUUGCGUUCGUUCAAAGUUGGCCGGACGCCUAUUCUCAUCGCAACUGGUGUCACUGCCCGUGGUCUCGAUGUUCGCAAUGUCAUGCACGUGAUCAACUUCGACUUGCCAUCUGCCGACCAUGAUGGUAAGACCGAGUAUGUUCAUCGCAUUGGUCGUACCGCCAGGAUCGGAAACGAAGGUCUUGCCACAUCCUUCUACAACGAGGCCGACGAGGCUUUGGGUCCGUUUCUCACUAAGAUCCUACUCGAAACCAACCAGGAAGUUCCUGAGUUCCUUGCGCAUUUCAAACCCGAAGGAGGCAAAUUGGACUUUGACGAAGAGGAAGAGGAAGAAUUCGAAAACAAUGCUGGUGAUACAUGGGGAGGUGGCGGCGGUGAUUCUGGUGGCGGCGGCGAUGCCUGGGGUGCGGGUGGUGAUACCGAUGCUGCCGGCGAUGCUUGGGGCUCGUCCAACGACGCUACUGCACCUGCCAACGACAAUUGGAAUGAAUCUAGCAACGCUGAAGUGGGUGGCGGGGGAGCGUGGUAA
Molecule: messenger RNA, 1911 nt
Organism: Fonsecaea erecta
Lineage: Eukaryota; Fungi; Ascomycota; Eurotiomycetes; Chaetothyriales; Herpotrichiellaceae
Exons: 8
Coding region: 1-1911 (636 amino acids)
Cellular component (GO): nucleus
Molecular function (GO): RNA helicase activity; RNA binding; ATP binding
Source: RefSeq, a predicted model, not a curated record